AAAUAUUUUAACUAUAUUUAACCCCGCAUUUGGGUGCAUAUAACAUUCCACAAUACCGCCUGAUCCCAUAAUCGCACUAUUGCCAUCAUCGUUCAGAUAUAACGCACGAUAACAAGAAGCCUAAAACUGAAUCACUACAUCUCGUUCAUUGCAUCCAAUCUCUGUGUCUACGAAGCUACUGAAUUUACUCCGGCACAGGCUACAUUGGUGGUUAAGUAGCAGCAACUUCAAAUGAUUCGACCGCUGGUUUAAGCUCCUUAUUCAAGUAUACUAAGCAAACCAAAACCGUUUGUGACCUCUCAAUUCUAACCUCUAAGCAGACUUUAUGGUAUUUCACCUAAUUUGUCAUCCCUUGAUAUUGGGUAUGUCGAUUAUUGAUCACUAAGUAGGUGUUUUAUUUUCUGCCACCAAGUGUUUGAUUAAAUUCCCCUGAGAGCACUUAUAGCAAAACUGCUGGGAUGUUGGUACGAAAGUUGAGAUAUGGGAACUCAAAAGCUCUUUAUGCCAUUCAACGCUUCUUUUCUUGCAGUAAUCUUAACCCUAACAGAGUACUGAGAUGCCAGAUUACAAGUUAUUCUUGUCGCAACAUGACAUUUCAUCAAUCAGCUAACAACGCAUUGGAAGUAGUGCCUGGAAAUAUCCAUCCAUGGCAAUCUUUUUCAACCAUAGCCAGCACAAUCCUGGUCCAAGCUAGAGACCCUGCUAAGCUAAGUGAGGAGAUACAAAACGCACUCGAUGAACAUAAACUUAAUGAAGCUUGGAACUUACACGAACAACACAUGAACAUGGAAGGGUUUCCUAGAAAAUCUGUUGUCAACAAGCUUCUCACAACUUCUUCCCAAAGUCUACAACUUCAGUACAUCGAAAGGGCAUAUCAUUUAGUAGAAAAAGCCAUUGAAGAACACAAACAGAAUUUGCUAGAAAAGACAACUCUCAUAUAUCUAUCACUAUGUCUUGCAAAAGCCAAUCUACCUGUUCAUGCAGCAACUGUUUUAAGAAAGCUAGUAGAAACCCAACAGUUUCCUCCAGUCAAUGCUUGGUCUGCUAUAUUAGCACACAUGUCACUAACUCCUUCUGGUGCUUAUCUGGCAGCUGAAUUGGUUCUUGAGAUUGGUUUUCUGUUUCAAGAUGGAAGAGUGGACCCACGUAAAAAGAUCAAUGAAGAACUCAUUGCUAUGAAGCCGAAUACAACUGCUGUAAACAUUGCUUUAGGGGGUUGUCUUUUGUUUGGGACAAAUAGAAAAGCAGAGCAGCUUUUGGAUAUGAUACCUCGAAUUGGUGUGAAAACUGAUGUCAUCAUGUUGAUCAUGAUGGGGCAUGUAUAUGAACAGAAUGGAAGAAAAGAAGAGCUUAAAAAACUUAAAAGAUACAUUGAUGAAGCCCAUGAUUUGAGUAAUGUUCAGUUUAGAGAGUUUUAUAAUUGCUUGCUUUCUUGCCAUUUGAAAUUUGGGGAUUUAGAAUCUGCGUCUCAAAUGGUUCUUGAAAUGCUUAAGAAGGCAAAGAAAGCUCAAGAUUCUCUUGGUGUUGCUACUUUUAGAUUUGAAGCCAAGAAAAUGGACAAAUGUCCUCAAAUAGAGUCUCAAGAGAGUUUGACUUUGACUCCUGAAAAGACAAUGAUACCCCAGACUUUGGAUUAUGAAGAUUUUUGUGGAGAUAGAAAGUUUCUAAAACUUGAAGAAGAAGCUAAAGAACUACUUAACAUUUCAGUAAUGAAGUUUCAGAACAAAAAGCAACUGAUCACAACAAAACAUGGCAUUCUCCAACCAACAGACACAGUUUUUGUGAAACUAGUCAAAGGUUUCUUGGAAGCUAACAAGGUAAAAGAUUUAGUUCAAUUUCUAAUCAAGGUAGAGAAAGAGGAUUCCCCAGUUUCUCCUGAUUCUUCUCCUUUAAUUCAAGUUGUGAAUUCAUGCAUUUCUCUUGGAUGGUUAGAUCACGCACAUGACCUGCUCGAUGAAAUGCGCCUGAGUGGUUUCAAAACCGGAUCUUCUGUUUAUUCAUCUCUUUUAAAAGCAUACUGUAAAGAAAACAAAACACAAGAAGUAAAAUCACUCCUUAGAGAUUCACGUAAAUGUGGGGUCCAGCUAGAUGCUAGUUGCUACAAAGCACUGAUUGAAUCCCAUGUGAUUGAUGAAGACACUCAAGGAGCUUUAAAUCUGUUUAAAGAAAUGAAAGAAGCUAAACUAGACAACACUAGUCAACAUAGUCAACAAGAAUUUGAUAUGUUAGUUCAAGGAUGUGGAGGGAGUGGAGAAGCUAAACUAAUGGCAAAGCUUCUACAAGAAAUCAAAGAAGGACAAAAAGUCGAUUGUGGUGUUCAUGAUUGGAACAAUGUGAUUCAUUUCUUUUGUAGGAAGAAGAUGAUGCAAGAUGCUGAAAAGGCUCUGAAAAAGAUGAGGAGUUUAGGGUAUACACCAAAUGCUCAAACUUUUCAUUCUUUAGUGACUGGAUAUGCUGCUGUUGGAGGGAAGUAUACUGAGGUGACUGAACUUUGGGGUGAGAUGAAGGUUCUUGGAUUAUAUCAUGGCAUGAAGUUUGAUCAAGAACUUUUGGAUUCUGUUCUUUAUACUUUUGUAAGAGGUGGAUUUUUUAUUCGGGCUAAUGAAGUUGUUGAGAUGAUGGAAAAAGGGAAAAUGUUUGUGGAUAAGUAUAAGUAUCGAAUGCUUUUUAUGAAGUAUCAUAAAACGUUUUGUAAAGGGAAGACUCCUAAGUUUCAGACAGAGUCUCAGAUAAGUAGGAGGGAGGCUGCGUUGACUUUCAAGAAAUGGAUUGGAUUGUUUUGACUUUUUGACUUUUAUUCCAUCAGUCAUCAAAUUAUAUCAAGGUAUUUCCAAUCAUGAUGAGGUUAUUUAAGUCUUUUACACAAGCGAGAGGUCAAGAAGGACACACUUUUACACCGUUUUGGAUGGGACAAAAAAAUUUCAAUCUUCGUCUUAAUAAUAAAAGUUUUACAUAGACUUGUUUAAACGAAGAUUGCAAAAAUUGUUAUGACGUAGUUAGACAAACAUUGGAAUUUUUGUAUCAUUGAUAAGCGAAGAAGCUUUCUAGACUAUUUUCGAUGAUGAGGAGAGUAUUUAUGUCUUUUUAC
This is a messenger RNA of Lactuca sativa (garden lettuce), 3088 nucleotides long. NCBI's taxonomy places the organism in Eukaryota, Viridiplantae, Streptophyta, Magnoliopsida, Asterales, Asteraceae. The record is from RefSeq and is a predicted model, not a curated record.